AGAGAUAUUUUUCACUUCAUCAUCCACCAUCGAUCGCUCAGCCCAUCUCCAUCGUCUUCAACGUCGAGCCCUCCAUCCCCGCCAUCGUCCCAGCGGCCGUCCACCAUCAUCAUAAUCGCCGAGCUUCAUCACCAUCAUCAUCCACGAAGAGCUCCACCACCAUAGUCAUCAUCAUCGGCCACCUUCAUCGCACAGCCCUUCACCGAUCAUCAUCAUCGAAGCUCCAUCGAUCACCAUCACCAUCUUCACCGUCCGCGCAGGCCCCAUCUCCACCGCUAACCACCAUCACCAUUACCGCAAGCUCCUGCAACCAUCACCGUAGUAGCUUCCUCACUGUCGAGACCCGAGGAGUUUGGUCGGAGUACCCAUCAGCCCGAUGGAAGGAUGGCGCGUGCGUGGAGUGCUCGGCGGGCUCGGGGACUAGGCGCGUGGACGUCGGGCCGAUGAGAGCUCGGCAACGAAAGAACACAAGGCCAUCGGGGUAUGUGCAGCACGACUUUCCCAAGAAGAAACGUGACCCCGGAGGUUUUAUUAUCCAGAUAGCCUUGGGAAACGGAAAGGUAGCUUCGGGAAUGCUUGACCUUGGAGCCGGAAUAAAUCUCAUUCCCUUCUCGAUUUUCCAGAGGCUCGGCCUUGGGGAUUUGAGGCUAACCCGCAUGUGCCUCCAGUUAGCAGACCGUUCCAUCAGGUACCCGAAGGGGAUAGUCGAGGAUGUUCUCAUGAAAGUGGGUAAGCUUAUCAUUCCAGUGGAUUUCAUUGUUCUAGUUGGGGAUGUGCACGAGAAUGGGAAGGAUCACACCAUCCUUCUCGGAAGACCUUUCAUGGCGACGACUAAUACUCUCAUCGAUGUGAAGAACGAUAAUCUGAAUAUGACGGUUCUGGGGGAGUUGGUGUCUAUUUCUAUCCGAGAGGCCAUGUCUUCAUCCUCAGUCAAUUUUGUAGAAGAAUGUGCUUUUAUUGAUCUUGCUGCCCCUUUU
Striga hermonthica is the source of this 977-nucleotide messenger RNA. Lineage: Eukaryota; Viridiplantae; Streptophyta; Magnoliopsida; Lamiales; Orobanchaceae. The record is from the annotation of a GenBank genome assembly.